AUGGAAGCUUUUGCGAUGGACGUCCCGACUCCGGACAUCUCGCACUCCAGCGAUUUUUGCGACUCUGUUCUAUCUCAGUUCUCUUCGUCGGGGCAAGAGGACGACCAGCAUCUGUGCUCAGUCAUCGGAAGUAUCUCUCAGGAGCUAAGAGACCAGAAUCAGCCCUCCAGUCCGGUGGCCUACUUAGGUGCCAUCUCCACCUCCCUGGACCGCGUGUUAUCUGAGUCCAACCCCCCUACUCACUCGGUUGAUGCUCUGGUCACUCUUCUCUCCCUCCUUCUCCCCCAUAUUUCUGUACCAAUUUUGAGACGUUACAAAGAAUCUUUGUCAUUGUCCGACAGCGUUCUAAAGGUUCUGAGAUUGAAUUCAGCUACCAACGUCGACGUUGUUUCUGCGGUUAAAUGUGUUUCACAUCUGUUGAUGAUUGAAAACAGUGCCAAUUGGGUGAAUGAUGUGGAGCCGCUCUACGCAGCUCUGCUAGGGUUUAUCGCGGAUUCCCGUCAAAAAGUUAGAAAGCAAGCGCACGCGUCGCUCCGCGACGUCUUACAGCGAUUUCAAGGGAAACCAUUGCUUGCACCAGCGAGCGAUGGGAUCAAGAAGACGCUGGAGCGGUUCAUGCUUCUAGUCGGAGGUUCGGACGCCUCUGGAACAGAGAGUUCCAGAGAAGGAGCUCAGCACAUCCUUGACCUUUUGGACGCUCUCAAAGAUUGUCUGCCUCUUAUGUCGCCGAAGAGUGCUACUGAAAUUCUCAAAUAUUACGAGACGCUGCUUGGGCUUCGCCACCCAGUUGUUACUAAGCGGAUAACGGAUAGUUUGAAUAUGUUGUGUAGACACCCAAGUGUGGUUGUCUCGGCAGAAGCAUUGCUUAAGCUGUUAUGCUUGUUAUCAACUGCAAAUGAAACGUCCGUGGAUAAUAUUACUGUCACAGCUCGCAUGCUCGAUUUUGGGAUGCGAAAAGUAUAUGCUUCGAAUCGUCAAAUUUGCGUUGUCAAGCUACCUUCGGUGUUCUCGACUCUCAAAGAUAUUAUGGAGAUGGAGCACGAGGAGGCUAUCUUUGCAGCCAAAGAGGCAUUAAAAAGUUUGAUACAGAACUGCAUCGAUGAUGAUUUGAUUAAGCAAGGAGUUGAUCAGAUUAGGAUGUACACUAGAAAGUCUGAGCCAACUGUGAUUGAAAAACUGUGUGCAACCGUCGAAAGCUUGCUGUCGUAUAAUUUUUUUGCUGUUUGGGACGUGGCCUUUCAAGUUGUCUCUGCCAUGUUUGAUAAGUUAGGUUCUUAUUCACGAGACUAUCCCUCAUAUUUUAUGAAUGGCACUCUGAAGAACUUGGCCGAGAUGGAGAAGUUGUCUGAUGAUGAUUUUCCUUAUAGGAAGCAGUUGCAUGAAUGCCUUGGUUCUGCUCUUGCUGCAAUGGGCCCUGAGUCUUUUUUGAGUGUCCUACCUCUAAGACUGGAGGCUCAUGACCUAUCUGAGAUCAAUGUGUGGCUCUUCCCCAUUGUCAAGCAAUAUACAGUUGGUGCCCAAUUAAGUUUCUUUACAGAGACAAUUUUGAGUAGGAUUAGUGCGAUGAGGCAGAGGUCUUGUGAGCUUGAGCGUGAAGGGCUGAUUGUCUCUGCUAGAAGUGUUGAUGCACUUGCAUACAAAUUGUGGUCCUUGUUGCCGUCAUUUUGCAACUAUCCGUCAGAUACUGCAGAAAGCUUCAAGGAUUUGGGAGAAGCUUUGUGUACUGCCCUUCGUGAAGAACACGAUGUCCGCGCAAUACUAUGUACUGCCUUGCAGAAUCUUGUUCAACAAAACAAGAAAGUUCGGGAAGGAUUUAAUGAUCUGGCUGAUGCUGAAGUUGAUAUAGCUAAACAGAGAGCUCUUAGCAACUACACCCCUGAAGUUGCUAAGCAUAAUUUGAGUGUGCUGCGGUCAUUUUCUAGCAAGCUUUUACCUAUUUUGUCAGGAAUAUUUCUCGACUCUGAAAAAGAUGAUGGUGGUUGUUUGCAGUCUACAAUAUCUGAUUUUGCUUCAAUAGCUGCUGAAGAUGAAAAAACAAGGAUAGUAGUUUCAAAGGGAUUCUCAAGGACCAUGAAAAUGCUUCGGAAGACUACCCAACAAGCAGCUGAAAGAUCCAGAAGUUCUAAUGCUAUGUUGGUUGAUGAUUCAACAGUUGAAAAAUCACCAUCGAUUGAAAGGGCUCGACUGUUUGAUUUGGCAGCUGCACUGCUCUCCCCAGGUUUGAAAGAGGAAGAGGUUGAUGUUUUGUUUAACGCGGUGCAGCCUGCAUUGAAGGACACUGAGGGUUCAGUUCAAAAGAAAGCAUACAAAGUACUUUCUCGGAUUCUACAGAAUGGGUUUCUUUCAUCAAGGUUGGAUACACUGCACGGAACUAUGAUUGAACUGCAGCCCCAUUGCCACUUUUCUGCGACGCGGCACAGGCUCGAUUGUCUGCAGCAUGUGAUAGCUCAUGUUUCCAAGCAAGACUUUGAUCAGAGACGGCUAGACAUCCUUUCUUCCUUCCUUCCUGAGAUAGUACUUGCUUUGAAAGAGGCUAAUGGAAAAACAAGAAAUAGAGCGUAUGAUUUACUUGUCCAGAUUGCCCGUGCAUUUGGAGAUGAAGAGUGUGGUGGGAAAAGAGAGUACAUGUACCAAUUUUUUAAUAUGGUGGCUGGAGGCCUUGCUGGAAAAACUCCUCAUGCAGUCAGUGCUGCAGUUAGAGGGUUAGCCCGUCUAGCUUAUGAAUUUCCGGGUCUUAUCUCUUCAGUUUACCAGUUGCUUCCAACCACUUUUGUCCUCCUCCAGAAAAAGAACCGUGAAAUUGUAAAGGCUACUUUGGGCUUGUUGAAGGCACUAGUGAAGAAGUCAUUGGCUGAUGAACUACAGAUGCAUUUAGGAAGCAUCAUCGAAGGCUUGAUGGGGUGGCAAGAUGAUACGAGUAAGAGUCAUUCCAAAGCAAAGGUUAAGGGUAUCCUGGAAAUGCUGGUGGGAAAAUGCGGUCUGGAUGCUGUCAAGAGGGUGAUGCCUGAGGAACAUAUGAAGCUUCUCACUAAUAUCCGGAAGACAAAGGAUCGAAGAGAGAAGAAGCUGCUUGCAUUGAAGUCAGAAACUAGAUCUCAUUUGUCUGGAGCCACUACUACGUCGGGGUUAAGCAGAUGGAACCAUACAAGAAUAUUUUCUGAUUCCGGAGAUGAAGGAACAGAAGAUAGUGACGUUGAUAUGAAGACUCUGGUUUCUGGUGGAAGGAGCAAGGCUUUCUCACUCCUGAAGUCUAAGGCCUCUACAUUACGGUCAAAGCGAAGAAAGCACAUAUCGGACAAGAGUUUGCCGGAAGACUUAUUCAAUCAGUUGGAGGAUGAACCACUUGAUUUGCUCGACAAGAACAAAACUAGAGCAUCUCUUAGAAGAUCUUCCGAACUUGGCAAAAGGAAAUAUGAAGUAGAUGAUGAUGAGCCAGAGAUAGACCCUGAGGGGCGCCUCAUAAUUAAUGACGAGGGAGAAAAUCCGAGGAAAGUGAGGAACUCCUCUGCUGUAGAAGAUCCGGAUGCAAAGAGUGAAGCAGGUGGUAGUCGCUUAUCAAGGACGACGCAGAAGCGGAGGAAGACAUCUUCAGAAGGCCGUGGCUGGGCCUAUACUGGGAAUGAGUAUGCCAAUAAGAAGGCUGGUGGUGACGUGAAAAGGAAGGGUAAGCUUGAGCCAUACGCAUAUUGGCCUCUUGACCGUAAGAUGAUGAGCCGUAGGCCCGAGCAUAGAGCAGCUGCAAGGAGAGGCAUGUCCAGUGUGGUGAGACAGACCAAGAGGCUGGAAGGCAAGAGUGCCUCUGCUGCUCUUUCCAUGAAGCUAGGAAAAAUCACGGCCCAAAAGAAGGGUUCUAAAAGGAAGAGUGGUUUGUAG
This is a messenger RNA of Linum trigynum, 3873 nucleotides long. Lineage: Eukaryota; Viridiplantae; Streptophyta; Magnoliopsida; Malpighiales; Linaceae. The record is from the annotation of a GenBank genome assembly.